Dimorphilus gyrociliatus is the source of this 666-nucleotide messenger RNA. The record is from the annotation of a GenBank genome assembly. NCBI's taxonomy places the organism in Eukaryota, Metazoa, Annelida, Polychaeta, Dinophilidae.
ACAAACGGAAAUUGUGAACCGGAUGUACACAUGUAGGCAAAAGAAAUGUCGUUAGAAGAUCGGCUUAAUAAAAUUUUAGAACAAAAGAACAAAAGUUCGAAGGAUAGUACUGAAGACCAGUCUGUAUCAAUCUAUACGAGUCGAAAAGCUUUACGAAACUCUAAAGAUGAAAUUAUUCAAGAAUAUGAGCAGAUGGCUCAAAAGAAAGCUUCGAAAGAAAUCCAAUCUCUGCAAUCCUCGGGAGCUUUACCUGAAAAUCUCAGUAAAAGGCAAGAAAAGAAAACACGUAGAGAAGAACGGAGUAAGACCAAAGGUCUUAAUUGGUUCGAUAUGAAGGCUCCGGAGAUGACCGAAGAACUAAAGAAUAAUUUAACAAUCUUACAAUAUCGACGUGCUCUAGAUCCUAAAAGAUUUUAUAAGGCUCCUGAUUUAAAAACAUUGCCAAAAUUCUUUCAAACGGGAAAAGUUAUAGAAAGCCCCGCAGAAUUCUACUCCAGUAGAGUGCCUAUAAAACAACGUAAAGCAACACUAGUAGACGAAUUACUGGCUGAUGCAGAAUUCAGAAAAUAUAACAAAAAGAAGUACGAGGAGAUACAAAAAGUCAAUAUGAAAAAGAGGAGAUCAGCAACAAAACGCUCAAAGCAUUUGAAGAAAAAGAAAAGAUAA